Messenger RNA from Acanthosepion pharaonis, 540 nucleotides. The record is from the annotation of a GenBank genome assembly. Lineage: Eukaryota; Metazoa; Mollusca; Cephalopoda; Sepiida; Sepiidae.
AUGACAGCAGCACAAGGGAAAUUCACGAAGUUUUCAUUCAUUCAUUCGUUCUUUCUUUCUUUCUUUCUUUCUUUUACCAUAUCUCCCAGCACAAGGGAAAUUCACGAAGUUUUCAUUCAUUCAUUCGUUCUUUCUUUCUUUCUUUCUUUCUUCUACCAUAUCUCUGUUAAUUCUUUUUUUCCUUCUUUCUUUCUUUCUUCUACCAUGACUCUGGUGGUUCAUUUCAAAUUGUUUGUUUCUGACCAAUUGGAGAGAAAAAUGAAUUUCGCCCGCUUGUCUUCCUCCUCGCAUAGCGACAUCCAGAAAACCCGGCCAGUUCGUAACAGACCAGUUGUGACGGCUUUUGUUCCAGUAGUUCAUCUAUCUAUCUAUCUAUCUAUCUAUCUAUCUAUCUAUCUAUCACAGUCUGUUCAUACAUAUUUAAAUUUUAUCAUCCUUCUCUCUAUCUAUCAAUCCCAGUCUAUUCAUACAUAUUUAAUUUUUUCAUCUAUCUAUCUAUCUAUCUAUCUAUCUAUCUAUCUAUCUAUCUAUCUAUCUUAA